GGGGCGCCCAUCUUCCUCCGUGCGGCGGAGCCGGCGGGACGCGGCGGGGGCAGCAUGGCUGUUGAGAAACGCCCCGCGUGCAGCACCCGGGCUCAGCUAGAGCUGGAGAUGGAUGCGGAUAAGGGGAAGCAACGCCAGUACUCGCAGAGCGAAGGCGAGACAGAGAGGGCUGCCAAGGUAGAGGCGUUCCCUAGAGAACUGUAGCUUGACUUAGCGGCAGUGGGGUAGGAAGUUGGAAGGCUCUCUAGUGAGCUCGUGCCCCCCACCCGUGUGCCAUCAUCUACCUCCCAUCACUCUGGAGCCUCAUCGACACGUCUCCCCAGGCAGCUGCGGCCACCUGGCUUCUGAGGCCAGCCUGAUGGCGGAGCCUCGCUUCAACAACCCCUACUUCUGGCCACCCCCCCCCACCAUGCCCAGCCAGCUGGACAACCUGGUCCUGAUCAACAAAAUCAAGGAGCAGUUGAUGGCAGAGAAGAUCCGACCCCCCCACUUGCCCCCCACCUCCGUGGCCUCCCAGCAGCCCCUCCUGGUGCCCCCCUCCCCUGCUGAGAGCAGCCAGUCCAUCAUGUCCCUCCCCAAACUGCAGCAGGUCCCAGGACUACACCCCCAAGCUGUCCCCCAACCUGAUGUGGCCCUGCACGCCCGGCCGGCCACCAGCACUGUCACAGGGCUGGGGUUGGCUUCCCGCGCGCCUGCAGUCAGCACCUCGGAAUCCAGCACGGGGACUGGGACCACCACCCCCUCCACCCCCACCUCCACCAGCCAGAGCCGCCUCAUCGCCUCCUCGCCCACCCUAAUCUCAGGAAUCACCAGCCCCCCCCUCCUCGACUCCAUAAAGACAAUCCAGGGCCACGGUUUGCUGGGGGCACCCAAGGCCGAGCGCGGGCGGAAGAAAAUCAAAGCGGAAAAUCCUUCGGGCCCCCCGGUCCUGGUGGUGCCCUACCCCAUCCUGGCCUCGGGGGAGACGGCCAAAGAGGGCAAAACCUACAGGUGUAAGGUCUGCCCCUUGACGUUCUUCACCAAGUCGGAGAUGCAGAUCCACUCCAAGUCGCACACAGAGGCCAAGCCCCACAAGUGCCCCCAUUGCUCCAAAUCCUUUGCCAACGCCUCCUACCUGGCCCAGCACCUCCGCAUCCACCUGGGGGUCAAACCCUACCACUGCUCCUACUGCGAGAAGUCCUUCCGCCAGCUGUCCCACCUCCAGCAGCACACCAGAAUCCACACCGGUGACAGACCCUACAAGUGCCCACACCCUGGCUGUGAAAAGGCCUUCACGCAACUCUCCAACCUCCAGUCCCACCAGCGCCAGCACAACAAGGACAAACCCUACAAGUGCCCCAACUGCUACCGGGCUUACACCGACUCAGCCUCCCUGCAGAUCCACCUCUCUGCUCAUGCCAUCAAACACGCCAAGGCCUACUGCUGCAGCAUGUGUGGCCGUGCCUAUACCUCGGAGACCUAUCUGAUGAAGCACAUGUCCAAACACACGGUGGUUGAGCACCUGGUCAGCCAACACUCCCCGCAGCGGACGGAAUCUCCGGGCAUCCCCGUACGGAUCUCCCUCAUCUAACCAGGACCACCCUCACCAGCAGCAAAAG
This is a messenger RNA of Calypte anna (Anna's hummingbird), 1598 nucleotides long. It is a transcript of the gene ZNF362, whose product is annotated as zinc finger protein 362. Gene Ontology annotation, molecular function: DNA-binding transcription repressor activity, RNA polymerase II-specific; RNA polymerase II cis-regulatory region sequence-specific DNA binding. Gene Ontology annotation, biological process: negative regulation of transcription by RNA polymerase II. The record is from RefSeq and is a predicted model, not a curated record. The transcript is spliced from 10 exons. NCBI's taxonomy places the organism in Eukaryota, Metazoa, Chordata, Aves, Apodiformes, Trochilidae. Bases 359 to 1570 code for a protein of 403 amino acids. Gene Ontology annotation, cellular component: nucleus.